GAAGCAACCCCACCUGGUCCGGAUCGGGCGCGGCCUUUCCCCUGGGUUCUAUAAAGCCCGGAGUUGUCUACUUCCACCGAACAUUCUCUCGUCGCCUCCGUCACCCAUUUGUUCAUCAUGUGGCUACUUAUCCUCGCAGGUCUUCUGGCCACAGCAGCCUGUAAAGAAGCAUCAGUAUCCCCGUCCUCCGCCAAACAAUCAAAGGAUGACGUAGUCCUCCUUGAAAUCGACGUGAAAGACCCAUCAAAACGUUCACCCGUCUCUGCCACCGGUGUCUACGGAGCUUCUCCGAGUCAGUACAUAAUUCGUCACGGCGAUGAUGCUCGAGAGCUGUCCCCCGAGUACCUCGCCCUCGUCGAGCAAUACACAUCCGCUCAACAGCAACCGUACACCCAACCAGCUCGAUCAGGACCUCCACCCCGCCGGCUACCAGCCUACGCGAGACAGCAGCAAAGUCUCCAGCAGGCUUACCAAAAUCAGCGAGUGCCAGCUGUUUCCCCUCCACGUCCCCGUUUGACCCUUCACCCACAAGCUGAAGCACAGGCUGACGCUCAGGCAGAGUACCAAGCACAAUUGGAAGCUCAUAAUCGAGCAGAAGCACAAUCACUUCUCCGUGCAAGUGGAACAUCACACGCGGAGUAUCAGGUGCCCGCUGGAUACAAUGAGCCCAAGCUCGGCACCUUCGAGCAAGAGCUCCUUCAAUUAGUCUCUGCAAAUCAAGCCCAGGAAUUCAAACUCCAACAGGCGCAGCCCAAGAGACUGCCCAAACCACAGGGAUAUCCACAGUACUCUCAACAGCUUCUGGCUUAUUCACCGGAGUAUGAGCAGGUAAAGCCAACAGCUGAGCCAGCCCAAGAGGCGCCAAAUCAUCAGCAGUAUCACAUCGAAACCACCCAGCCCAGAUAUCAAGGACCCCAACACGUCCCCGUGGGUUACCGACCACUGGAGGAGCCGCAGUAUCAGCAGUACGUUCAACCGAGAAAACCUUACAGACCCGCUCCUCAAUAUGCCGACCCCGCCAUUCAUCAGGCUGAAGCUGCUGCACAAGCUCAAGCUCAGGCGCGAGCGGAAGCCGAAGCAUUGGCUUUCCAAAAGAUCAGUCAAGCAUCUCAUCAGAGACACCAGCAAGCGGCCUUUGAGCAGAUCCGAAUCGUCGAGGAUCGCUUCAAGCAGCAGAGCGCACUGGAGCAAAUCAAUCAGGGGCAGGUGAGCGAAGCAGGAAGGGAGCACAUCGAGGAGCAACUGCAUCCUAAAGAUCCCGAGGCCGCGUACAGAGCGAAAUUGAAGGCGCAGGCUGCCGCGGAAGCGGCCGAAGCUAGACGAGUCCAAGAAGCCGCUGAAUACAAGGCGCAUGGUGACGCAAUAAAAGCUCUUCAAAGGCAGCAGGCAGCACAUCUUAAAGCGCAAGAAGAUGCUCAUAUCUACGCAUUGAACUUCGAGAAGAAUCAGGCGAAAGCACAGGAACAAGCACAAGCACUGGCUAAUGCUCAGGCACUGGCUCUCUGGAAGGCUCAUCAAGCUGCUCGCUCUAAGGCUCAAAAGGAAGCGCAGCUUGCUGCUCGCGCUCAAGACGAGGCUCGAAAGCGUGACCCUGAACACACCCCAGUCAUCCAGUAUUUAUUACCUUCUCCGAACAGCACUCCUCUGCCUCCAAAUAGCUAUCUGACAAACGAUCAGGUCCACAAAUACCAGGCGUCAGGCUCUUCCUACGUUCCUCGUGCAGCUGUCAAACCGGACGAUGUUAAUCAGCCACGUCAGGCUCAUAAGCACAAGAUUCCCAACAACUCACAGAUCUACGUAUCUCAAUCAGGCCUUCGCAAGAAAGCUCCCGUCAAGUCUCUCACCAUCGAGGAGAUUAUCGAACAAGAUCAAGAGAGAAACUCUCAGAUCAUCAGGAUUCCUGCUGCGAAAGGUCAGCCUCUCACGCAGAGCGAUCUGGAUGCUUUGAUCCACGCUGGAUAUACCGUCACCCCUGUUCCUGAAGUCACUAGACCAACUCAACAGCCCAACUAUGCCCUAGAGAACACCACUGGUUACUACGUGAAGAAGCAAACAGCCAGACCUGAUGCCUAUUACGAUGAUGCCCUACGUCACCAGCGAAGACCCGUCAGAGGACAGAGACCCAUCCUGAAGCAGGGGAGCGAGAGUGAGGGCAGUGAUAAGGUCACCUAUCUUGUACCCCUUGAUGCUACCUACGGAAAUCGAAGACCACAAGAGUAAUCCAAUCAAUGUUGAUGUUUGAUCAUUAUGGUCGCUCGUGGAUGACAAUCAGCACUGAUACAAAUGGAAUCGACUUCUGUCGGGUGAAUUCAUCUGGAAUGAGACGAUGGAGGUAGGAAAAUUGUGAUGAAAUCAUCCGACAGGGGGAUCACCAUGUCAGUGAGACUCAUCCACUCGAGUUUAACGUCAAUCGUAAUUUUAUUUAUGCCUAGCUCCAAGUUGAUUUUUUUUGCGUUAUCCUGUACUCGUUACAUCACAAUCUGAUUAUCUGGAUACUAUUAUCAUUCCACCUUCGUUUUUCCAUUUUUUUACUACUAUUCUUGACUCAUGGUGUAAUAUUAUGCAAUUGAUUUUGAUGAGCAUCGGUGGUGUUUAUUGUUCGAUCUUUUUUAAUACGAGCACAUUUUGUUUUAGUUUUUCCUGAAUCGUGUAAGCGAGGCUAUUAAAUUGAAAGUUUUCGCCCGAUGAUUUAUAAUGAUUUAUAAAAAUUGAAAGCCAUAAAUGCCGGCUCUAUGGCCAUGCGCUCAAUGGCGUGUAUUCUUUUUUAAUUAAUUUAUACACAUGUUGUAAAUAUUAGAGUUUUAACUAAUAAAACUGUUGGAAAUGUCAGGAGCA
Messenger RNA from Diachasmimorpha longicaudata, 2835 nucleotides. Its product is annotated as mediator of RNA polymerase II transcription subunit 15-like. Bases 118 to 2220 code for a protein of 700 amino acids. The record is from RefSeq and is a predicted model, not a curated record. NCBI's taxonomy places the organism in Eukaryota, Metazoa, Arthropoda, Insecta, Hymenoptera, Braconidae. The transcript is spliced from 3 exons.